Metarhizium acridum CQMa 102 is the source of this 762-nucleotide messenger RNA. RefSeq lists its product as uncharacterized. NCBI's taxonomy places the organism in Eukaryota, Fungi, Ascomycota, Sordariomycetes, Hypocreales, Clavicipitaceae. The record is from RefSeq and is a predicted model, not a curated record.
AUGACGGAGAACGUGGACGAGGUUUUACAAAAACUUGGCAUACGAAAGAUCCCCCAUCCUACCAAAGACGAGGUCCGAAACGCCUACCACCGCGUUGAUACAACAGAACUCAAGGACCAGUGGGAGUCCUAUAUCACUGGUCAGCAAUGUUGGCACCCGUGGGAAACGUACAGCCCUCCAGAUCUCGAGAUUAUCCGUUCCUCAGAUGUCCGUGUAUACCACAGAAACAGUGUGCCCUGUCAGUGCGGUCACGACUUGACCGUAGAGAGACUGUCCGUGUACUUCUCCAUCUUCGACGCCGGCAACUACGCAGGUUACGACUGUACGGAGCAUUGCUAUGCGUUUCGAGGGCAGCGAAGACUUCUGGACGACUUUUUAGACAGAGCAGAAGUGCUAUUUGAGAAGAAAGACGUCAAGUCAGCGCUUGUGGGACCGGUUGGUGUCUCGAUUCCGUUUUCAGGGUUUCCCUCGGGGUGGAAAUUCGAAGAGUUUGCCAUGCACGCUGAGACAAUCAUGUGCCUGUUGUUCCUAGCAUCGAAUGGCAAAGAUCCCCUCAACUUUGAGGAUUUGGCCAUCGUGGCAGAAAAAGAGCCGGAUAGUGAUGCGGACUUGGAGAUUUUGCGCAGGGAAUCCAACUUCCGGAAUGGCGCGCAGCCCGCUGUGGCGGCUGAAUCGGCUCAAGUCUUAGAUAACGUCUCAGAUAUCAUGGUUGAGCCAGGUCGAUACCCCCGUCGACGACGAACCGCAGUUUUUUACGGUUGA